UCCUGUGUAUUAAAGCUCUCAAGUUAGACAGCAUUGGCGCUGUAAAGAGGUCUUCACCUACUCAGUGAAACACUCGGCGAAUUGUAGUUUUCGUCCUUAACCUGGCACAACAAACGGAAGUCACACAACACGAUGGAGGGGAAACAAACCACGGGUGUAUAUACGAUGGAAGGUACGGUUAUGCUGCCAGACCUCACAGGCCAGACUUUCGUCCAUGAAAAGGACCGUCACGGACAGUCAGUCAUGUACCAGAUGUUUGAAGGACUGCGAACCAGCAACUACUUCCCUUUAAGCUGCUUACAGGAAAUCCGAACCUUUAAGCUCCGACCGGACGAUAUCUAUUUCCCGGGUUAUCUGAGGACAGGCAAUCACUGGACGUGGGAAAUGACUCAAAUGCUGCUUCAAGGUAAAGCUGAAACUGUCCCAAGGUUUAAGGACCAUCUGGAGUUGAUCCCUGUUGAAGAACUGGUCAAGCAUCCAUCGCCUCGCGUUCUGACUUGCCAUUUCUUCAUGUCCCAAGCACCGCUUGAUCUGAAGGAAAAGAAGUGUCGGGUCAUCUAUACAAUGAGGGAUCCUAAAGACGUAGCAGUUUCUCUGUACAAGAUUCACUAUGACCGACACCACCUUAACACUGUGUACCAUGGAACGUUUGAAGACUUCCUGCAGCUGUUCCUUGAACAUAGAGUGAUCAACAACGGCAUAUUUGAUCACCUCAGAGAUGCAGAAGCGUAUUUCAAUGAAAACCCUGAUAUACCAGUUCAUUUCAAGUUAUACGAAGACUCGAUCAAGGACCCAGUUCAGGCUGUACAGAAAUUGUCGGACUUUUUAGGACUCCCUAGAAAUGACGAUCUAUGCAGGGCCAUUGCAGAAAAAUGUCACAUGUCGAGGAUGAGAGUGGACAAAGAUGCCUAUGCUGUGAAAGUUGACGGGGACAGUCUAUUUUUCUGGAAAGGUGUGUCUGGCGAGUGGAGGAACUGGUUCACGGAGGAGAUGCUGGAAGACUACUACCGUGUGUAUGAGGAGAAGAUGGCAGGAUCCAGAUUCUAUGAGCGCUAUAGCAGAGCAAAUGACAAUUGAAAACGCACGGCACAUGGGUUCACAUAUGAUAAAUAGAAGUGACAAAACCCUAUCCAUAACCAUAUUAAUAUUAAUAAAUACACGCCACAAACUCAUUUCCAUAAUCAGAAGAAGUCUACUGUACGAUUCCGACGAUAUCAUGCUCAUGUGUUGACAAAUCACUAUCAAAUAGUGAUGAUACCAGGUGUUCGAGAAGAGGUGAUCGUAUCCCCACUGGUGUCACCUGUCACAAACACGAUGAAGAACCUGAUCGGACGGACUGCUCACACAACUGCUUGAUUAUGGGUUAAUACAGACGAAUGCGUCAGAGUUAUGUUGAGGCAGGAAUUUCCUGACCACAGUUAAUCAUACUUCCAUCUCACUUGAUAGUUGAUAAAUUCAUCACUAAAUAUUGAACCUGUUAUACUCAUUAUCAUCAGUCGUUAAAGAACCUAUCUAUUUGCCCAAUCAUGUACACCAGCCGGUGACACAUGAUAUGGAUUUCUCAGUAUAGUGAGUGAGUGAGUAUGGUUUUACGCCGCUUUUAGCAAUAUUCAGGCAAUAACACGGCGGGGGACACCAGAAAUGUGCUUCGCACAUUGUACCCAUGUCGGGAAUCGAACCCGGGUCUUCUGCGUGACGAGCGAACGCUUUAACCACUAGGCUACCCGCCCGCCCUCUCAGUAUAGAGAUCUAUUUUCAGUGAAAUAUGUUUAUGUGACAAUAUGAUAUCUGCCAGUGGUUCGGUAUGGUAACUUAAAACGCGAACAGGAAGAUGACGUCAUAUGAAACACUAUGACGUCAUAAUGUCCUUAUUGGAUGGCCGACCGACCGACAUUUUUACAUAAUAGCGCCAAUCAAUUCCGUCCACAUAUUCCUCUGCGAUAUAUUGGGGUAGCCCAGAGGGCCCGGGUUCGAUUCCCCAAAUGGGUAGUUUCUCUCCCUGAUCAUAGAAAGUAAAAUUGAAUAAUGAGUCAACUCAAGUCUAGAAUAAUUUGGCAAGUCUAGAUUCCAUCAGCUCUGAAAUUAAGGAUUGUUCCGGGUUCCAUUUGAAUUGAUAUUAUUCAUUUUGUAGAUAUAUAUUAUUAAAUAUGAUAACUUAUGUGACCAAAGGUCAGUCUACUACAAGGGUGCAAUGUGCGUAGCCAAGUUCUGGUGCCCCCCGCCGUGAUAUUGGUAGUAUAUUGCUAAAUGCGACGUAAAACCCAAGGCACUCACUCAUGAAAUAACUGGGUCACCCGUGCCUUUAAUUUCAAAUGUCUACUGAGAGAUCGUACAAGUGUCCCCAAUCAGCGAUGUUGAUAGUUCCAGGCUUUUAGCUCUCACCACAGGGGGCACGGGUGACCCAGUCGCGUAAGGCGCCGCAAUUCGCUGUGCAGAGUUGCAUCCCUUGAGCACGCCA
This is a messenger RNA of Haliotis rufescens (red abalone), 2458 nucleotides long. RefSeq names its product sulfotransferase 1B1-like. Gene Ontology annotation, cellular component: cytoplasm. Lineage: Eukaryota; Metazoa; Mollusca; Gastropoda; Lepetellida; Haliotidae. The transcript is spliced from 6 exons. Gene Ontology annotation, molecular function: sulfotransferase activity. The coding region runs from base 133 to 1077 and encodes 314 amino acids. The record is from RefSeq and is a predicted model, not a curated record. Gene Ontology annotation, biological process: sulfation.